Molecule: messenger RNA, 1224 nt
Organism: Drosophila kikkawai
Lineage: Eukaryota; Metazoa; Arthropoda; Insecta; Diptera; Drosophilidae
Source: RefSeq, a predicted model, not a curated record
CUGAGGUGCACAGACAGAAACUACGAAUUGCUUCUGCUUUGAUUUCGAUUCGCGAGUUUUGUGAUGAUCCUCAAUCCUUGAAGACUUUGUUGCUGCCCAGCGAUCAUCUCGGGAUAAACCUAAUGCACGAGUUUCUGCUAGGCACUUGUGUGAAAAACAUCGAUUGGGUGCUGGAAGCAUUACCAAGUUUGCAGCCAAGGCAACAGGAGUCAUAUCUCUCCAUUGCCUACAUUUUCAUUAUUAAAAAUUUUGUAAAACUAAACGAAAAGAAAAAAUUAUCGGAAAUGUUUUCCCUACUUAUACCGUUCAUAAUGGGAUCCAGUAAUUCCACACGCAUUCUCGCUCAACUAAUCCUCCAUAAACUGGCUGUCAAGUGUACAGAAAACAGCACUCUUAUUCCCCUCGCAGAAGUCAUAAAAAACUCGGUAGAAGUUUCGUUGGGGAAUAAGCUUCAAGAGCUUCAAAGCGAUUCUCGAAUCAUGUUAGCAGACAUCUUGAUGGAGGAGAAUGAGAUCCAUGCAGCUUAUUUAUAUUUGUUGUAUAUAACACAUGUGCCCUUUGAUGAAGCCCACUGUUUUCUUUCUUAUAAUAAAUACAAAAAGGCCCGUAAGGUGUUCAAACUAAGAAAAGUACUAUCAUCCGGGAACUAUAUAAGUGGCCAGCCUUCUUAAUAAGGAAAUUGAUUUUGCAGCACUGAAGCGCAGCUGCGAAGGGUUUAGAUUUAAUUCUCUGGUUGUGGCCGACUAAUCACGGAGACUAGUUCUGGCAAUUUAAGGUAAGAAAUCAAGCAAGUUGAGUAAUAAAUUCCAACAAUGACAUUUUUAUAUACAUUUGAAUAUUUUUUCAGGCACUAGAGACAUGAAAUACCUAUUAACGUGAUGGAAGUGCUAGACUGCGUUGCCGAGAUGCCACAAUUCAACUUUCUUGUGAGAAUUUUGGUAGAAUUACUGCUUAUUUGGGAGAUUUUCAAACUAUUUUGUAGGAUUGAACUUAAAUACUUUUGUUUUAGCCUGCUGUAGAACAACAGCUAUUAUUUUACGUUAUUAAUUAUGCUUCAAAAAGCCACUAUCUUAAGUUACUUUUUUUCCUUAUAAAACGCGGGGAUAAAUACAAAAUCGAAUUAAAAUGUAUGCUAUCAUGAUUCAAGCUGCCUGUUUUUUUUUAUUAUUAUUUAAAAUAUAACAUUUUUAGCUGUAGUAAUGUUAAUAAAAGAAUACAUACCAU